AGAAAAAAAAAAAAAAAAUUUAAUCACAACACAGUUCGCUUCAGCCGUGCUUCUGAGAGGAAGCAGACGAGAAAAUAUUAUUCUGAUCGCACGUGUGAAGUGCUCCCCGUUGGCAUUUUUUCUCUGGCGAAACCAUGGAAGUUGCACCGCAAAUCGAGAACAUUAAAUUGGAAGAUGGGACAAAUACGACGGCUGACGAUGAUGAUUUCGUUGAUCCAUGGACAGUAUCGAGCAAGUCCAACGCGGGAGUCGAUUAUGAUAAAUUGAUCAAACGCUUUGGAUCCUCCCACAUCGACGAUGCCCUGAUUGAGCGGCUUGAAAAAGUCGCUGGAAAACCGGUUCAUCCGAUGAUUCGGCGAGGGAUUUUCUUCUCGCAUCGCGAUCUCCACACACUGCUGAACAUGGUCGAGGCGGGGAAGAAAUUUUACCUUUACACGGGUCGGGGGCCAUCGUCGGACUCUAUGCACUUGGGACAUCUGGUUCCGUUCAUAGUUACCAAGUGGCUACAGGAAACAUUUGACGUUCCUUUGGUAAUUCAAUUGACGGAUGAUGAGAAGACCCUCUGGAAGGAUCUAACCGUGGAGCAGUCCAUGAGGAUGGCACGAGAAAACGCCAAGGAUAUCAUUGCGAUUGGUUUCGAUGUGAAUAAGACGUUCAUCUUUGCUAACCUUGAUUAUAUGGGUCGCUGCCCGGCGUUCUACCAGAACAUCAUAAGAAUUCAAAAAUGUGUUACCUUCAAUCAGGUAAAAGGUAUCUUUGGAUUUGGCGAUUCAGACGUUAUUGGGAAAAUUGGUUUCCCAGCGGCGCAAGCAGCGCCUGCCUUUUCAACAACGUUUCCUUUCAUUUUUGGAAACGAUAAACUACCUGUUUUGAUUCCCUGUGCGAUCGAUCAGGAUCCGUACUUCCGAAUGACUCGGGAUGUUUCCCCAAGGUUGGGAUUCCCGAAGCCAGCGCUGAUCCAUUCCAGUUUCUUUCCGGCUUUGCAAGGCGCGAAAACUAAAAUGUCUGCAAGUGAAGACAAUUCCGCAAUUUUCCUAACGGACACCCCUAAGCAGAUCAAAACUAAGAUCAACAAGCAUGCAUUUUCUGGCGGUAGACCAACCUUGGAGGAACAUCGAGAACUGGGUGGUAACACAGAUACAGAUGUAAGCUUUCAAUUGUUGCGAUUUUUCCUCUACGACGACGAUGAGCUGGAGCGUAUUCGUGUAGCGUACUCUACGGGUGAGUUGCUCAGUGGUGAAAUAAAGAAAAUAGCCAUCGAGACCCUACAACCGAUCGUUGCCGAUCAUCAAACUAAGCGGAAGGAAGUAACUGACGAAAUCCUGGAACAGUUUAUGGCUCUGAGACCGCUCAACUAUCAAAUUAACAUGCAGAAGAAAAAGUAACAGAAAAACCAACGCUUACGGAGACAACCUAAGGUACUUUGGAAUUGCGGACUAAAUGACACUUAUAUCAUGUUUAGAUUUCAGAUUUUCUACAUGCUGUAUAUUUUUUUAUCCAUGUUCAACAUGUUGUAAUUCUGUAAUCUAAAUCAGGUAUUUUCCUCUGCAAUUGAACUGUUAAAGUUAUUACUUAGAAUGCGAGUCGUUCCUUAUUUAUUAGCUAUUUAUAUCCGAUCAAACAACUGCUAACUGCGAUAAUUGUAUUCACCGAAAAGCUAUUAUAAAGAAUAACACGCAUAUGAAA
Aedes albopictus (Asian tiger mosquito) is the source of this 1686-nucleotide messenger RNA. RefSeq names its product tryptophan--tRNA ligase, cytoplasmic (gene TrpRS). Gene Ontology annotation, cellular component: cytoplasm. Gene Ontology annotation, molecular function: tryptophan-tRNA ligase activity; ATP binding. NCBI's taxonomy places the organism in Eukaryota, Metazoa, Arthropoda, Insecta, Diptera, Culicidae. The transcript is spliced from 3 exons. Gene Ontology annotation, biological process: tryptophanyl-tRNA aminoacylation. The coding region runs from base 135 to 1385 and encodes 416 amino acids. The record is from RefSeq and is a predicted model, not a curated record.